CAGCUGGGUUUUUUGGCAUGAUCGCUCUCCUCCUCUCCAUCGGCUCUCCCGUCCCUGCUCAAGAGGUGCGCUCAGUGAGAGCGCCCUCGGUGGAGCAGGCGGCGACCGCCCUCGGCUCCGCGUACUCUCUCGGAUCGCUCGGAUCGACAGCCGCGGCUGGCUCCGCCGGCUCCGAGUUCUCGGUCGCGUCUGUUGGAUCACACUCCUCUGUUGGUUCCGUCGGCAGCACGGCCAGCCUGGGGAGCGUCUUCUCGUCCGGGUCCUUCGCCAGCGUCGCCUCGGAGAACUCGGCCCUCUCAAUCGGCUCCAUCUGCUCCAUCCUCUCCAUCACGUCCAUCAACUCGCUCCUCUCCAUCGGGAGCUCAAACGGGAUCCUGCAGCUCUUCAACAUGGGCGGGAUUGACCUCCCGGCGCCGGCGCCGCUCGCGCCGCCGCCGCCCACGCCCCCUCCCGCCACCUCGGCGCUGGCCUUCACCGACCUCCGCGCCAGCGGCCUCCACCACGUGCCGCACGGCCCCUUCGAGAGGGCGCUGGUCGCCUUUUGGUCGGUGAUCCUCGGGCUCGCGGGCGUACCCAUCGAGGCGGAGGGGGCGGCAGACCCGUACAUCCGCAUCUUCAUGCACGACGGCGCCACCGGUCAGCAGCGCCUCCUUUUCGAGUCGGCUCCCGUCGAGGCGGAGCCAGACGCCAACGGCCUCUCGGCGGGAGCGGCGUGGGCGAGCGAGCCUCUCGUGUACCUCGGGGAAGGCCACCCCGAGGACGCAAUCUCGCUCAGCCUGUACGAUCGAGACAAGAUGUCCCUCGACGACUGGCUCGGCUGGACCGGAAAGAUUUACCGGGCCGCCUGGCCCGCCGCACAGCUGCCGGCCGGCCUCUCCCCGCCGUCGCCGCCGCCCGUGCCACUGCCCCCGCCCCCAAGCCCCGACCCCGCGCCGCCGCCCCUACCGCUGCCAUCGCCGCCGCCGCCGCCCUCUCCGCCGCCGGCCCCAUCGCCAUCGCCGCCUCCGCCACCCGCUCCGCGGCCGCCCCCGCCCAACCCGAGGCCGCCUCCCCCGUCGCCCUCUCCACCGAGCCCCGGCGCCCUGGUUGCGUCGCCUCCGCCUCCGCCGCCAAGCCCGAAGCCGCCACCGCCCUUGCCCCGGCCUCCGCCGCCGCCCUCGCCGCCACCGCCGCCGCCGCCGCCGCCCUCGCCCCCGCCGCUCCCCCCCCCACCGACGCAACCGCCACCCUCCCCGCCCCCGCCCCCGUCGCCUCCGCCCCCGGCCGCGACGCCGGCGGCCGCGGGCACGCCGAUGACCUUCCCGCUCCUUCGCGACGAGUACUGGGCGAGCCACUGCGAGACGGCCUGCGGCAUUGGCGAGGUGUCCUUCACGCUGGCGCUGAUCAAGCUCUAGCUCUAUGUUGAUAGACGCCGCCGUGGAGUGGCGUGGCCGCACACGCAAGAGAGCGCCAUCUAUUGCGCGACAAGCAGCAAAGCUUGCCGUGCCGCGUCUCUGUGCCUCAACCUGGCUACUCGGGCAAAGAGGGUUCGCAUGCCGCGAGGGGCCGAAGUACCGUGUUGGGCGUCUGUUCAACCGUGUUGCAUGGAGAUGGCUUGCAUGACCCGGGGCUUUUCAUUCUUCUCUAUUCCAUCUAAAAGAAGAAAAAAGG
Molecule: messenger RNA, 1650 nt
Organism: Emiliania huxleyi CCMP1516
Lineage: Eukaryota; Haptophyta; Isochrysidales; Noelaerhabdaceae
Exons: 1
Coding region: 18-1394 (458 amino acids)
Source: RefSeq, a predicted model, not a curated record